Molecule: messenger RNA, 2684 nt
Organism: Styela clava
Lineage: Eukaryota; Metazoa; Chordata; Ascidiacea; Stolidobranchia; Styelidae
Source: RefSeq, a predicted model, not a curated record
UCUAGAUCAACACAAUUUUAAAAUAAACAAUGGUGAAUUAGUUUUAUAAGAUGAUGAAAAGGCAAAAUUUUGUAGUGGUCGUAGCUAUCGUAUCUACUUUAAGUUCACGUGGACUUUCGCAAGAAUCCUGCACAAACAAUCCUAACCCCUGCCAAAACGGAGGAAGCUGUAAAAAUACUCCAGGACAGGAUCCAUAUUAUAGAUGUGAUUGCAUCCCUGGUUACUUCGACGACACCUGCUCGAGCAACGAUUACUGCUCAAACAAUCCUAACCCCUGUCAAAAUGGAGGAAACUGCGAGAAUACAUCAGGAAUUGAUCCAUAUCUUAGAUGUGACUGCACGCCGGGUUUCUACGACGACAUCUGCUCUAGUGACAAAUACUGCCUAAACAACCCUAACCCCUGCACAAACGGCGGAAGCUGUGAAAAUACUCCAGGACAGGAUCCAUAUUUUAGAUGUGAUUGCAUCCCAGGUUUUUACGACGACAUCUGCUCUAGCGACCAAUAUUGCGAUCACAACGACAACCUAUGCUUGAACGGAGGAAGCUGUGUAUCAGUCCCUGAUAUUGAUCCUUACUAUCAAUGUAAUUGUACAGCUGGAUACUUCGGUGACAUUUGUUCAAGAGAUUUGAUAGAGAUUCGAGGAACUGAGUCUCUUAUUGCCAUUGCCGAAGGAGACGCCAUUUUGCCAAUUAAUGUUACAACAUUUGACGGUGCUUUGACGAUUGAGCUUCACAGAGAUAUUAGUUCUGAAAGUCCCAUAGAUAUACGGGAGAAUGUCAACAAUGGAACCACUCAGUUCAUACUCCAGAACAUAGACAAAUCGAGCGAAGGAAAAUAUAUAUUUGUUGCUUUCUCUGCAUCGAAUGACUAUCAAAGAAAUGCAACAACGGAAUUGAUAGUUUACGUUAAUGUCAGCAUAACAAACAUAAAUCCAUACACGAUAUUCUCUCCGGUUACAACUGGAUCAAGACAGGUUGUAUGCAAUGCCUCUGGUUAUCCGUCUCCAACAAAAACAAUAUGGAUGAAAGAUGGGGUGAACGUUUCUCUACAGGAAGGUUCGAGUGUUUACCAAUACCAUGAAGAAACUCACGCGAUCUUAUAUAUUGAAGAAGCACAAUUACCGGAUGAUGGAAUUUAUACUUGUCGUGCCACAAAUUAUGUGGGUGAAAAUUCUUUAGAAGUAUUUGCAGAAGAUUAUGCCGAACUUUCAGUUUACGGAUCUCCCCAUAUUAUUGAAGUGAAUGAGACGCCAUGCAGCAGUGAUGGAAUACUCACUAUAAGAUGGGCGCCUAACAAUCAAACUAUAGGAAUAAAUCACAUUUUUACAGUGACAAGUCAAAACUCCACGACAUCUUACAACAAGCAUGAAACUGCAGUAGACGGUAAAGACGUAGAAUUCAAUAAUUUACAUCCCUUCAAGGAAUACUCAAUAAAGGCUGUGGUUUGUCCAGAUGAAUGCAUAACUAAAUUAAACGCCACAUCAAAAGCUACGACGGGGCAUGGACUACCUGGAUUAGUAAACAACCCCAAUAUUCAAAUGCACUCGACAGAUAUCUGCCAUGUAUCAUGGGAUAGUCCAAACACACCAGACGAUCAGAUUUUACAAUACGAGAUUACAUGGAAUCAAGAAUAUGUAUAUAAACCACCAAACAAUGAGGCAUUACCUUCGCCAGUAGCUGACAAAGUACCUGCAUCGGAUCUUACAUAUAAUAUUGAAACAGAAUCAAAUCGACAAUAUUCAGUAAAAAUAACGGCAUAUACUUGUGCUGGUGCAGGUCUACCAGUAGCCGCAGAAGGGGAAUGCAUAACAGAAAGCGAAGGUCCUAAUGAGAUUGUUGAACCAAUACUAAGAGAGAAUGACGGCGAUUUAUCAACAAGAGAUAUCGAUAUUACCAUACCAAACGAGGAAAACGGACCAAUAAGUUGCGUAUUCGUAAUCGUGAACCAAGGGAAUUUAGCAAACAGCAACAAACCGUUUGAAAUAGAAGAUCUGGAUAAGGCAGCAAAUCAAGAAAGUGUAUCACAAGGAGUUGAAUACCUUGCCAUUGCUAUUCCCAGAGCUACGAUAGGAAACAAAAACAUUUACAUGACAACGCUUGGUGAUGAAGAAAUAAAUCCAGAAUGCGAUCUUACAACAAUAUGGUCAAGCAAAAAUCGAAACAAAAGAUGUGAACGAGCCACUGAGUCAUAUAAAGGACAUAAUUGGCCCUUGAAAGCCGAUGGGACGUCAUAUAGCUUCUACACGGUAUCAUCUACCCCAACAAGCAAAGACGUAAUAUUUGGCAAAAGUGAAAUUACUUCAUUUGUCAAUGGUUCAGCGCCUAUAGCUUGGAUGAUAGGAGCUGUUGUCGGAAUAUUUGCAUUUGUGGCUAUAACAGUUGGUUCUUUGAUAUACUGCAAGCGUCGCCGACAACGAUCAAAUAAAAAUUCGUCUACAAUGACGGUAAAUCCAUACGACACGAUAGACCUUUAUGAGACGCCUGUAUAUGACAAAGCUGUAAAUCUUGACUUGCCUGGAAGUCAACAAAAUAAUGAAGAUUCGGAACAUAUCUAUUAUACAAUACCUAGGUAUGAAAAUGUGGCAUCGAGGAAAUAAGAAGGGGACAUCAUUGUAGGCCUAUAUCUGCGUUGUUCGUUGUCGAAUUUUUUUGGACACGUAAUGGACAUAGCGAUCGUUUUAAUA